This is a messenger RNA of Haemorhous mexicanus (house finch), 4533 nucleotides long. It is a transcript of the gene IL15, whose product is annotated as interleukin 15. Lineage: Eukaryota; Metazoa; Chordata; Aves; Passeriformes; Fringillidae. Gene Ontology annotation, cellular component: extracellular region. The record is from RefSeq and is a predicted model, not a curated record. Gene Ontology annotation, molecular function: cytokine activity; cytokine receptor binding. The coding region runs from base 279 to 728 and encodes 149 amino acids. Gene Ontology annotation, biological process: positive regulation of cytokine production; neutrophil activation; positive regulation of immune response. The transcript has 9 exons.
UAUCCUAAGUUCUCUGUCGUGUCGACUUGCUGCUCAGCACUCCGAGACUUAGAAAGUACCUGCACACUGGAGGUUCCUCUGCUCUUGCUGGUCCAGUGCUUUUCCCAAGACGGGUUCUGUGAUCCUGUGCUCAGAAUGAACCUGAAGGCCCCAAAAUGUAGUUUCCUGAUCCAGAUGCUGUGCUUCUCUUCUGAGUAAUGGUCCAGCAGGCAGGAUGCUGAGCAUGGCACGGCCAACACAAAACUCUGCUGGAGCAUUGAGCAGGCUGCAGAGUCAGGAUGGUUGCUUACCUGAAAAUCUACGUUGGAAUUCAAGAGCGUGGGCAUAAACCCAGGCUAAAAAACUCUGCUAAAACACACCUGAAAAGUAUUUGUCUGCAGUAUCUGCUUCUGAACAGCCAUUGCUUUUGCCUUCUAAAGAAUGGAAUGGGACUAAUCAUCUUCUUCCUAUGUGCUUAUGUACCAAAGACAGAAGCCAGUCGUUGCAAGUGGGCAGAAGUUCUGGAAGAUUUGAGAAGGAUCAAGACAUCCAAAGAUAUUGAUGUCAGUUUAUACACUGCAAACACAGAUGAGGAUGAAGAAUGCCAAGAACUUGUAAUGAGGUGCUUUUUCUUAGAGACAGAAGUGAUAAUUCAAGAAUGUCGUAUCAAAAAUUGUAGUAAAAUACAGGAUGUAUGGAACAUAUGGAAAAAUGGAAAUGACAGCUUCGAAAAAAAUAAGCUUCCCUAAUAAAAGAAGGGCAAAGAGAAACUCCUGAAAAUGUGGGCUGAAGACAAGACAGCACCAGAAGCAGAACCCAAAGACCUGUGGAUCUCAGAGAAUGAAGCUUUCUGACCUUUUCCUGGCAGAGCUGUGGCAGAUGUGGUGGUGGGACAGUAUCUGCUCUGGAUUUGGGCUAUUUAUAUGGGCUGCUAUUCCCUUCUUUAUCCUCACAUAAGCAGCAGCAGAUGGGGUAAGGAUGAAUUGUUCAGAUCAUGGCAGUCAAUCUUUGUCACCUCAGGCACAAGCUAAACAUGCAGCUUGAAGCACCUACAGACUGAGGCUGAAGAAAAGUAUGACAUGCCCUGGCUUGGGCAAGCUGUGUGUAUAUACAAGAUGCUGUUUGCAUCCUGCAAUCCUGUUAACUGUCCUUGUUUUAACUUUGCAGAGGCUGACUACUGAAGCAGUAGUGCAUGGAAAUUUGAGAGCAGCUGUAUCACAUUUCAGGCCUUGAAGGCAAGUGUGCAUACAAGUGCUGUUAUUCUUAGAACAUGCUAUCUUAGAAAGUUCAGCUAGGACACCUAUAAACAGAUGUCAUACUCUUCAGAGUUGCAGAGAAUUCCAGGUGAAUCCAACCUGUCCCUCAGUUUCUGCCCUGUCAGUCUUCCCAUCUAGGGAAUCAGCUGAUUCACCCCAAACACAGGAGAAUAUGUAGGUAAAACUUGUUGGCUUCUAAUUCUCUCAGACCUUGUUUCCCACCUGUUUAGUUUUUGAGUCUUUCCCUCUUGUCUCUGGCACUUACAGCUCUGCUUCAUAAUCUGCCAUUCCCCAGUCUGUCCAAGCACAGUUUCAGGACAGGCACAGAAAAAUCUCAUCAAAUCUGAAGCAGGAGUUAGUCAGGCAUUAGCUUGAGAAACUCUGGAAAUUCUCAAUAUUCAUCAUUGAACAUAACACUUCUCUGAAGGGGAAAAAAAGACAGUGAGAUACAAGAAACUGUUCCUUUUGUGGAGGGGAUAAAAGGGACAAAAUUAGCAGUAAUGACUCCACAGUACUUUGAAUAUUUAAAAUGCUAUAUACUUCAUGCAUUUAUGAGGUUGAUUACAAAAAUCACAAGAACAAGUAAUAGGAACGUGGAGGGCAGACUAAUCUUGAAACUUGGGAGUCAAAUUCCAAAUGCCUACAAAUGUUUGAGCCUUGAUUUCCACUGUCUCCUGUGAAUUGACUCAGCCCAGAACCAUCAGGACUACUUGAACAAAGAAUUAUUCUCCCAUUUAAUAGUGAUUACAUAUUAUGUGCUGUAGUUAUUGCUGCUUUACUUCUAUAAUUAUGGAGGCAUAGUCACGAAUAUAAAAUUCACAAUUUGUGGUGAUGAUCUGUUUUGAGCUAAUGGGCUAAAUUCAAACAUAGCUGUGUCCAGGUUUCCACAACAACCUUCUAAACUUCAGUAUUAGUAGAACUUACUGUUCAUUACCUACAAAUGCCCACAACUCAUUUAACCCACAUAAGUGAUACAGACGUUGGACAUUACUCUCCUCUAUUCGAAAACUGCACUACUUGCCAUAGAGCCACAUAAAUUAUAAAUCGUAGUUGAUCUCUCAAUGGUCUUAAAUUCUACUUGUAUCAGGGGACUCCCUUUCAGAAUAAAGAAUAGUGCUUCUUGCUGUUGUCAGUUCUGAUAGUAUAGCUAAGAGUCUUGGUGGUGUUAUUUUUUGAAUUGUGACAGGCCUGAGUACGAAAAGGAAAUACAAUGGAACCAUAAUGAUGUUACUUAUUUUGUAUUGACACAGCACUCAGAAGGCAAGAAAAAGAAGAGGCAUGUUCUGCUGGGCAUUGCACAAAGACAACAAAGGCAGACAGUGACUGUCCUGAGGAGAUUACAGCCUCAGUAAAAUUUACAAAGAGUAGGCAGUAAAUGACCAAUACUGUGAUUCUCUUUCUGGGUUCACUGAUAAAUGACUUCAUAUGUGACCUAAAUUAUUUUAUUUGACAAAGAGAUAUUUCAAAUUUCUAACACAAAGAAUGACUUUUGAUAAUCCAGCAAACCCUAAACUUCAAGCCUCAGAUGACAUAUAGUAGUAAAAAUCCUGUUUCUCAUACAGAACAAUUACUGUAUCUUCCGGCUUACAUUCAAUGAUGAAUAUCUGGGAGCUGUGCUUAAAACAACUUGUUUAACACCCUCACCCACCUUGCAUGCCUUCCAUGAUUAGCAGACCAGAAGGGGCCCAACACGAAAAAGUUAAUAGUCCAUUCCUGGCAUCCCUGUCCAAAAGAGACAAAAUCAGGCCAAAAGGAACACUGCUAGUCUUAGCAAUGCACAUAUAUCUGUAAAAAAAAACUUUCUAUCCCUUUUCUGUUACCCCUAGUAUUACAAACAGCACUGCUAGUCCAAUAAAGGCCAUGUUUUUUUUGAAGUGCAAAUAGAGAAAGAUCAGAUAUUUUUUGUACACAGAAUUUCAUCAAUCUCCUGUGUAAGAGGAAAAUGGCUAAUACUGCAGCUGCAGCCAGAUUCCAGUGCUGUUAAACUUCUUGAAGCUCACAAUUACCCCAAGGAAAUUUUUGUUUUUCCAGUUUCAUAAAUCUCUGUUUUCUUUAUGAACAACAACCAAACAACAACGUGAGCAGCUGAGCCUGAGCAUGCAACUUUACAGUCAGCAGGAACUUUGCCAAUGACCUUCAUGAUCCCAGGAGGAAUAAAACCAAUGCAUACAUGAAUUCCCAUGCUUUUCACUCUUCACCUCUUGUAUCUCCUUAAAUGCUGUACAACUCAGAAAUAUUGAUUUCCCUCAAUGCCUAGGUCAGCGUCUGUUAUGAUUUAAUUAAAAGCUUGCUCUGAGGGGAUUUCUCUCUGUGAUGAUAUCCUUCCUCUCUGUUAUUUCUCUUCUCGCUUCUUAAACUGAAUGAAGCAGUAAGCUUCAGACUUUUAAAAAUAAAAUUUUCUAUUAAUUUCAUCAUUAUUAAAUCAGAUUUAAUUUUCUACAUAUGUUGAUUUCUCUCAGAUGAAUCCUUACUGAAGAGUGAGUUUCUUCCUUUGACUUACCUGCUUCUUAUACCUACACACAGCUUAGUCACAUUUAGGGGUAAUUAAAAAUAUUCCAGUCUAAUUCUGCAGCACUGAGCAGUUUGUGAAACAUGAAAACUUUCUAAUUUGCACUAUUUUAUCUCUCAACUCAAUUACUCUGUUUUAAAAUAUGUUUGACCAUUUUCCUGAUAUCAAAUCAUCAUAUCAAAGCAUCAAAUUCAAAACUGUGAUGGGGCUGUGAAUAAGCUGUACUGCUUUGCUUUUCAUGUGCCCAGAGCCGAAUUCUUUAGAAGGUCCCAUUUUCACAGUCAGGCUUAGCCUCUGCCCUAAUUUAUGCCAUCAAACACAGCUGAGACAAAUUCAACAUAAAAUCUUUAUUUUAUCCCUUUUGAAAAAGCAGUGUGGGAGAAAAUUAGAGGACUGCUUAAGUUAUAACAUAAUAUUUCUCAUCAAGACAAGCUGCAUCAGAAAGUUUUACAGUCAAAUCAAAAAUCAAACUACCAAAAUAUCUCAUACUCCUUCUUUAUGGAAUGUUGUCACCUGAAGCAAAGAGCUACAAUGAUUUUCACAUUUUAAAAGAAAAUAAAAAAAUAUUUUAAACUGGAAUAUAACGGAAAACCCUCAAUAUCUCUCUACCCCAUUGCCAAAUGUUUUAAUUAAAGUUUGUAGAACAAAUUGUAAAAAAAAGAAUUGUUUUCUCUGGAAGUCCUAUGAAAUGGUGUUGAACCAGAUAGCAAUUUCUAGGGUUUGUUGGUUCUUUUACUACAAGUGUUACUUUUUCUCUGUCACUAAAUAAAAUCAAUUGAUUAAAGUGUA